AUUUAGAGCAGACGCGCAUCGUCGCACGCACAUAAGCUGUUCUUCAUACUUACUCUCGCUCCUUACUCCAGCUCAUAUUGUUUCCUCCGUCUUCGGUCCUUCGUAUACAAUGCGAAGCGUAGCGCUUUCUACCCUCCUCGCCAUCGCCGUGACCGGUGUCGCCGCGCAGGACGACGCUCCCAAGCCCGUCUUCACGCCCACCGCGAUCAAGGCACCCUUCCUCGAGCAAUUCACUGACGACUGGGCGUCCCGGUGGACGCCGUCAGAGGCGACCAAGAAGACCCCCGUUGGCGGCGAGACGUUUAGUUACGUCGGCAAGUGGGAGGUCGAUGAGCCCACCAUCUCCGUCAUCGAGGGUGACAAGGGCCUCGUCGCCAAGACGAAGGCUGCCCACCACGCCAUCUCUGCCCCUUCACCAGUGCCAUCGACUUCGCCGACAAGCCGCUUGUCGUCCAGUAUGAGGUUAAGUACCAGAAGGGCGGCAACUGCGGUGGUGGCUACAUCAAGCUCCUCGAGGAUGGCUUCCAGACAGAAGGGAAGGAAUUCUCUGACAAGACACCAUGGACAAUCAUGUUCGGUCCCGACCUGACGUGUCCGGGUACCAAGGUAGGCUUGCCCCGUUUGGGUCUUUUGUGAUUUGGCUGAACGCCCUGACACCCGUC
This is a messenger RNA of Fomitopsis serialis, 662 nucleotides long. RefSeq lists its product as uncharacterized. Gene Ontology annotation, cellular component: endoplasmic reticulum. The transcript has 2 exons. The record is from RefSeq and is a predicted model, not a curated record. Gene Ontology annotation, biological process: protein folding. The coding region runs from base 110 to 589 and encodes 159 amino acids. Lineage: Eukaryota; Fungi; Basidiomycota; Agaricomycetes; Polyporales; Fomitopsidaceae. Gene Ontology annotation, molecular function: calcium ion binding.